Octodon degus (degu) is the source of this 2081-nucleotide messenger RNA. It is a transcript of the gene Myb, whose product is annotated as MYB proto-oncogene, transcription factor. The record is from RefSeq and is a predicted model, not a curated record. Gene Ontology annotation, molecular function: RNA polymerase II cis-regulatory region sequence-specific DNA binding; DNA-binding transcription factor activity, RNA polymerase II-specific. The transcript has 14 exons. Bases 7 to 1815 code for a protein of 602 amino acids. Gene Ontology annotation, cellular component: nucleus. Gene Ontology annotation, biological process: regulation of DNA-templated transcription. Lineage: Eukaryota; Metazoa; Chordata; Mammalia; Rodentia; Octodontidae.
CGCGCCAUGGCCCGAAGACCCCGGCACAGCAUAUACAGCAGCGAUGAGGAUGAUGAUGACAUUGAGCUGUGUGACCAUGAUUAUGACGGGCUCCUUCCCAAGUCUGGAAAGCGACAUUUGGGGAAAACUAGGUGGACCAGGGAAGAGGAUGAAAAACUAAAAAAGCUGGUGGAACAGAAUGGAACAGACGACUGGAAAGUUAUUGCGAAUUAUCUCCCGAAUCGGACAGACGUGCAGUGCCAGCAUCGAUGGCAGAAAGUUCUAAACCCUGAACUCAUCAAGGGUCCUUGGACCAAAGAAGAAGAUCAGAGAGUGAUAGAACUUGUACAGAAAUACGGUCCGAAACGUUGGUCUGUUAUUGCCAAGCACUUGAAAGGGAGAAUUGGAAAACAAUGUAGGGAGAGGUGGCAUAACCACUUGAAUCCAGAAGUUAAGAAAACCUCCUGGACAGAAGAGGAAGACAGAAUUAUUUACCAGGCACACAAGAGACUGGGGAACAGAUGGGCAGAAAUCGCCAAGCUACUGCCUGGACGAACUGAUAAUGCUAUUAAGAACCACUGGAAUUCUACAAUGCGUCGGAAGGUGGAACAGGAAGGUUAUCUUCAGGAGUCUCCGAAAGCCAGCCAGCCAACAGUGGCCGCAAGUUUCCAGAAGAAUAAUCCUUUGAUGGGUUUUGCUCAUGCGCCACCGUCUCAGCUCCCUCCAACUGGCCAGCCCUCGGUUAACAAUGACUAUUCUUAUUACCACAUUUCUGAGGCCCAGAAUGUCUCCAGCCACGUUCCGUAUCCUGUAGCGUUACAUGUAAAUAUAGUCAAUGUUCCUCAGCCUGCUGCGGCAGCCAUUCAGAGACACUAUAAUGAUGAAGACCCUGAAAAGGAAAAGCGAAUAAAGGAAUUAGAGUUGCUCCUAAUGUCCACUGAGAAUGAGCUAAAAGGACAGCAGGCAUUACCAACACAGAACCACACAUGCAGCUACCCCGGGUGGCACAGCACCUCCAUCGCCGACCACAGCAGGCCUCAUGGAGACGGCGCACCUGUUUCCUGUUUGGGAGAACACCACUCCACUCCCUCUCUGCCGGUGGAUCCCGGCUCCCUACCUGAAGAAAGCGCCUCGCCAGCGAGGUGCAUGAUCGUCCACCAGGGCACCAUUCUGGAUAAUGUUAAGAACCUCCUAGAAUUUGCAGAAACACUCCAGUUUAUAGAUUCUUUCCUAAACACUUCUAGUAACCAUGAAAACUUAGACUUGGAAGUGCCUUCCUUAACUUCUCCCCCUCUCAAUGGUCACAAACUGACUGUUACAACACCAUUCCAUAGGGAGCAGACUGUGAAAACCCAGAAGGAAAACACCAUUUUUAGAACUCCAACUAUCAAGAGAUCAAUCCUAGAAAGCUCUCCUAGAACUCCUACACCGUUUAAACAUGCACUUGCAGCUCAAGAAAUUAAAUAUGGUCCCCUGAAGAUGCUACCUCAGACACCCUCUCACCUAGUAGAAGACCUACAGGAUGUGAUCAAACAGGAAUCUGACGAAUCUGGCAUUGUUGCUGAGUUUCAAGAAAACGGACCGCCCUUACUGAAGAAAAUCAAACAAGAGAAUAUUCUUACGAGUUCUGUUUUAAUGACGCCAGUAUCAGAAGAUGAAGACAGUGUUCUGAAAGCAUUUACAGCACCUAAACACAGGUCCCUGGUGAGCCCUUUGCAGCCUUGUAGCGGUGCCUGGGAACCUGCGUCCUGUGGGAAGACAGAGGACCAGAUGACGGCUUCGUCUCAGACUCAUAAAUAUGUGAAUGCAUUCUCAGCCCGGACUCUGGUCAUGUGAGACAUUUCCAGAAAAGCAUUAUGGUUUUCAGAACACUUCAAGUUGACUUGGGAUAUAUCAUUCCUCGACAUGAAACUUUCCAUGAUUGGGAGAAGAACCUAUUUUUGUUGUGGUACAACAGUUGAGAGCAGCACCAAGUGCUUUUAGUUGGAUGAAAUCUUAUUGGAUUUCGCUCAACUAAAAAGAAUUUUUAAAAAAUAAAUAGCAGUCUUACCUAAAUUAUUAGGUAAUGAAUUUUGUAACCAGUUAAUAUCUUGAAGCAGAUU